Colletotrichum orchidophilum is the source of this 1038-nucleotide messenger RNA. RefSeq lists its product as uncharacterized. The coding region runs from base 1 to 1038 and encodes 345 amino acids. NCBI's taxonomy places the organism in Eukaryota, Fungi, Ascomycota, Sordariomycetes, Glomerellales, Glomerellaceae. Gene Ontology annotation, biological process: secondary metabolic process. The record is from RefSeq and is a predicted model, not a curated record. Gene Ontology annotation, molecular function: hydrolase activity; carboxy-lyase activity. The transcript is spliced from 2 exons. Gene Ontology annotation, cellular component: cytoplasm; cytosol.
AUGGCAGGGCGUAUUGAUACUCACAUCCACGCCCUUCCUCCGGCCUACAUUGCCGCUGUGAACGCCGCGGGAGGGGACCCCUCUGGGUUCCCAUCUCCUGAAUGGUCAUUGGAGGCCACUCUGAAUCUGAUGGACAAUACCGGCACCGCGAUAGGGAUCUUGUCCGUCUCUGCGCCCGGUGCGUCGAUUGCAGGAACCGGUGAGGACGGACGGAAGCUUGCGCGCUCCUUGAACAACGACCUCGCAGACCAAAUUACAAAGUCACCAGCAGGACAACGGCUUGGAUUCUUCGGAGUCCUGCCUGACUGGCAAGACGUCGACGGCACCAUCUCCGAAAUCGACUUUCUAUACCAGCAACAAAAACUCUGUUACGGCGUCACAGUCUUCACCUCGUACGGAAACAAGCUGCUCGGCGACCCAGCCUUCAAGCCCAUCUGGGAAAAGUUACAAGCCAACAAGGCUCUCGUCUUCCUCCAUCCGACAGGCCUCGAGGUGACGCCCAAACUCAUAGCCUCAGUCCUCCCGCAGCCCAUCGUCGACUACCCUCUGGCCACCACGCGGGCCGCGGUGGACCUCGUCCUGAGCGGGACGCUCCACGCCUUUCCCGACGUGGACGUGAUCCUCUCGCACGCCGGAGGAACCCUUCCAUUCCUGGCGAGCCGUGUGCUAACGUCUCUCACCAUCCCGGCCAUCGCUAACGCCGUUGCCGUGGAUUACGAGACUGCCCAAGCCGGCUUUGCUCGGUUUUACUACGACACGGCGUUGAGUGGUAGCCCAACGCAGCUCGGUGGCCUGCUCGAUUUUGCGGAUCCGUCUCACAUUCUCUUUGGCUCGGAUUUCCCGUACUGUCCGGAUUCGGCGAUUGAGCUUCAGGUUCAUUCCUAUGAGGCUUUUGUUGCCUCGCACCCGCGGGGGUCGAUGAUUGCGCCGGAUGUUCUGCGAGGCAAUUCUAUGGUUUUGUUGAAGAAACACAGCCAGGGGAACAGCCCAGACUGGGCGCAUGAAGUGAAGAAGACUGCCCAUGGUUCGAAGACGUGA